This is a messenger RNA of Manihot esculenta (cassava), 2484 nucleotides long. RefSeq names its product tRNA modification GTPase MnmE. The transcript has 12 exons. The record is from RefSeq and is a predicted model, not a curated record. Gene Ontology annotation, molecular function: GTP binding. The coding region runs from base 516 to 1994 and encodes 492 amino acids. Lineage: Eukaryota; Viridiplantae; Streptophyta; Magnoliopsida; Malpighiales; Euphorbiaceae.
AAUCUCCAAAGCCCAAAGCCCGUAAUCCCUCUACCUUCUUCGCUUCUGUUUGCCCAGCCCCCACAAAGCUCUCAGUUUCAGUCUCGCGCCCUCUCCACCUAUCCCCUUGGUCGGCUUUCAGUUUCACCGGCUUCGUGCAUCGCCACUUUCUCUUUUUUCUCAUCUCGCGAGUCGCGGCCCCCUUUGCCUUCUCUGGUCGCUGCCUCCCUUCGUUUGUCGCUCUGGUGCUAACAGACUCGCGUGACGGCGUCGCCAUUCUGCUUGUGUGCCUUGUGUUAUUUGUCUCGUUUCUUCUCUCUCCAGUAGCUUGAGUGCUCGACUAAAGACGCUGCCAUUCUAGUGGAGAGACGCAAAUCAAAGAGAAUAAGAAUUAUAAAAUUUCAGCUGAUGCUUUAGUUUUUAUUUCCAUUGGAUUUUAUUGGGCGUGAAUUUGAAUUUUGAUAAACUCUAACUCGCAUUUGGAGAACUAAGAAUUCUGAGGAAUAUAAGGAUUACAAAGGAAGAGUUCUGAACACAUGGACCUGAAAACAAGAGGAAAGAAUAAAAAAAUCCACCAUGGUGUUCAACAAGGCAGUGAGAGUGAAGUUGAUGGGAAGGGCAAGUUUGCUGUUAAUUCAGGUAGGAAAAGGAAGAGAAUCUUUGCUGAUCAACAUGUUGAUGGAAAAUUGUCAUACAAUACAAAAAGUAAAGAUUUAUCUAAGAAAGGAAUAAAGCAAAUGAAAGAUGACACUGUUAAAAGGAAAAAUAGCAAAGGACCUGCCCGCUCCAUUUGGGUUUCUGGUAGGAUGAAUAAUGCUACUUCCAAAAAAAAGCAUCCUUCUUUUGAUGGUAUUGGUGCAACAGAAAGUGCAAAAGAGCCCAGUUGUAAACGAAGUAACAGGUCAAAGGAAGAAGGUAAAUUGGAUGCUGGUAAGUAUGAUUUAUCCAAGAAACAAUCCAAAAGCAAAUCUGACUCAAGUAAGCGCUUGGUUCAAAGUCAAACCAAUCAUCCUAAGGUACCUCAUUCAAAACCUUCAAAGAAAACAUUUCAGAACAAACAAAGCGUUGCCGAUGAUAACGCAGAGGUAGAUGGCCAGCCAAAGAAGAAAAAACGUGUAAUUCGGUUAGAUCCACAUGAUAUCUCAAAUAAACGGCUAGAUGAUGGAACAGUCUCUGGUGAGAGAGUAGAGGAGAAGAAAAAAGAGUUCGAGAAAGAUGCUGAAAUGUCAAAGAAUGCACAAUUUCGUGCAAUAGAACCUAGCCCUUCCAUGCUCUCCUUUGUGGAAGAUAAUUUUCUAGGCCGUAGAAGAUUGAUUGAGCUAAAAAGGGCAGGCUACAACAUUGAGUUAUCUGCACCAUUAGAUAAUAUCCCCUUCUCUACAAGCUCUGAGAGAGAACGGAUUGAAGAAAAUAUUUUUAGGAACAAAUUGACAUUUUUUGCUUCUGCAAAAGUUUCGUCUUCAUUCCCACCUCCUGAUCUUCCAGAGAUUGCAUUUGCAGGAAGGUCAAAUGUUGGGAAGUCAUCUCUACUCAAUGCACUCACUAGACAGUGGGGUGUUGCACGGACAUCAGACAAGCCUGGCCUUACUCAGACUAUUAAUUUCUUCAAGCUGGGAUCAAAGGUCUGUUUGGUCGAUUUGCCUGGAUAUGGAUUUGCAUAUGCAAAAGAAGAAGUUAAAGAUGCCUGGGAGGAGCUUGUGAAGGAGUAUGUUUCUACUAGAGUUGGUCUAAAACGAGUAUGUCUUCUUAUUGACACAAAAUGGGGUAUGAAACCAAGAGACCAUGAACUCAUUGAUUUGAUGGAAAGAUAUCAGACAAAAUACCAGAUUGUAUUGACCAAGACAGAUGUGGUAUUUCCAAUUGAUGUGGCACGCCGUGCAACACAAAUUGAAGAGAGCCUCAAGGAAAACAAGUCUAUAGUUCAACCUGUGAUGAUGGUAAGCUCAAAGUCUGGAGCUGGUAUUCGAAGUUUAAGAACAGUUCUUUCCAAGGUUGCUCGGCUUGUCAAGCUCUAAUUCAUGGUCAGGAUCUGGCUUAUUGUUGAGAUAAAAAUUUCAACAGCUCAAAGCUCCAUAUUUGUUUUGUUGUUUUUGUCGAUUGGGUGCUGAUAAACUGCCUACGUCAGCAAACAAGAUUCACAAGGCAAAUUGAUGUUCAAAGUGCAGAUAUUUGGCAUCAUCUUAGAUUUCUAGAUUUUCAUAUUUUCGAAAGAGAUCAUUUUGCUUCUUGUAUUUCGUAGAUGUCUCUGAUAUUAAGAGAACGGGAUCUAUAAAAUUGUUGAUUAAUUCUUGGAUCCCUCAGGAAUGGGUAUCAAUUUUGGAAAAGCUCGUUAUUUCAGGAAUUACAAUGCUAGUCUUGUGGCUGAUUUACUCAUAAUCAUUAUGCAUAUAAUGAUAUUGGUGUGCACUACUAGAUUAGGAGCCAAUAUCAGUGCAAAUUGUUAUAUAUCACUAUGAUUCCACGUAAGAAGUUGACAUAGAAUGAUAAGCCAGUAGAUUAGAAAAU